This is a messenger RNA of Anopheles cruzii, 1417 nucleotides long. RefSeq names its product 4-hydroxyphenylpyruvate dioxygenase. NCBI's taxonomy places the organism in Eukaryota, Metazoa, Arthropoda, Insecta, Diptera, Culicidae. The record is from RefSeq and is a predicted model, not a curated record. Gene Ontology annotation, cellular component: endoplasmic reticulum membrane; Golgi membrane. The transcript is spliced from 3 exons. Gene Ontology annotation, molecular function: 4-hydroxyphenylpyruvate dioxygenase activity. Bases 176 to 1321 code for a protein of 381 amino acids. Gene Ontology annotation, biological process: L-tyrosine catabolic process.
GGGGUGCUACUGGUGAUACAAUAGUUUGAAAAAACAAACGAAUUCUUCAAGUUUCUCUCUGUGGGCACGGAUUAAAAGUGUUACUGGUGUUGUCGUAUCCUCCUGGGGUUAGCAUUCCAGGUUGGCCAAUUAAUUUAUUUGCGCUAAUAGUAACCGAUCGUCCUUGUGCACUACUAUGACCACUUACACCAACAAGGGACCGAAACCGGCCGGUGGUAAGUUUCUCUCGUUCGAUCACAUCACGUUCUACGUUGGCAACGCGAAACAAGCGGCCAGCUACUACACCACUCGGUUCGGGUUCGAGGACUACGCCUACCAGGGAUUAGAAACCGGAAGUCGAGUAUUGGUGAAGCAUGCGGUGCGCCAGAACCGGAUUGUGUUUGUGUUCGUGUCGGCGUACGAGCCGGGUCAUCGUGACCUCGGAGACCACUUGGUACGUCACGGAGACGGAGUUAAGGACGUUGCUUUCGAGGUAGAGGAUCUGGAUGUAAUCGUGCGGCGAGCGAAGGAGCGCGGCGCAAAGCUGGUGCGCGAUGUCUGGGAAGAAUCGGACGAGCACGGCACUGUCCGGUUCGCGACCGUGCAGACAUACGGCGACACAGUCCACACCUUUGUCGAGCGCAACGGUUACCGAGGCCGAUUUCUGCCCGGUUUUCGGGCGCCACUACACGAAGAUGUGCUGCUACGCACGCUGCCUCCGGUAGGUUUGAACUUUAUUGAUCACGUCGUUGGCAAUCAACCGGACCUGCAGAUGGAAUCGGUGGCGGCGUGGUACGAGAAGGUGCUUAUGUUCCACCGGUUCUGGUCGGUGGACGACAGCCAGAUCCACACCGAGUACUCUGCCCUGCGGUCGAUCGUGGUGACCAACUACGAGGAAACGGUCAAGAUGCCAAUCAACGAGCCGGCGAAGGGGAAGAAGAAAUCGCAAAUCGAAGAGUACGUCGAAUAUUACGGCGGGGCUGGCGUGCAACAUAUUGCUCUGAACACGAGCGAUAUCAUCAGCGCCAUACGUAAUUUGCGUGCUCGCGGCCAACAGUUUCUCUCCAUCCCGGACACGUACUACGACCAGUUGCGCGACCGCCUCAAGUCGAGUGACGUGAAAAUUAAGGAGGACAUGGCCGUUCUCCAGGAGCUGCAAAUCCUAAUCGAUUACGAUGAAAACGGUUAUCUGCUGCAAAUCUUUUCCAAGAAUAUGCAGGACCGACCAACGCUCUUCAUUGAGGUCAUCCAGCGGCACAAUCAUAAUGGUUUCGGAGCUGGCAAUUUCAAGGCACUGUUUGAGGCCAUCGAAGCGGACCAGGAAAAGCGCGGAAAUUUAUAAACGGGUGCGUGCCAAACCAUAUGAACCGUUGUAUAUGAUAGAGGCGCAACACAAGGAUUUCUGUUAAAGCCACAUGUUAAUAAAAUAAAUCAUCAA